UAGUUUUCGACACUGGCUUACAGCUUAACAUGUUGCUAUUUUAUUGGGUUCUGAUUGCUAUUUUAUUGGGUUCUGAUUGCUAGUUUUUGCUGAAUCCAAAAACCAUGUUAUUUAUUUAAGCGAUCCAGGUUAUUAUUAUGAUGGUGGCUAAGUUUUUUUUUUUCCAAGGGUAAAUUUUCUGGAUUCUCCAGUGUUUCUGUGGCCAAAAUUCUUCUGAAAGCUUUAUGUUUUCUGGAGACAGUGGCAUACAAUGUUAGACGACAACUAGAUCACAUCAACUGAAGUAGACAAAAAGGUUCUUUCUGUCUCACCAAAACAUUGGCAAAUACACCAUCGUAGAUGUACGUGCUUGCCAGUCAGUUUUAGAAAUUUAAGCACAAAAUCUCAAAGCUGUCUUCACUCUUAACUCAGUCAUGAGUCGUGACUGAGUUUGGUUUAAUGGACCUGUUUCCUAUUGUGUUCUACUCAUACUCAAAACUGUUGUGAUGGCUUAAAUCGUGAAUAAGUUAAUGUUUGAACUUAAGUCUGUUUAAUUUAAUAGGGUUGUUUUCGGUUAUUUUCUAUUAAUAAAUAAAUUUGUUGUCCUAGUGUGAGGAAUAAUUUGUUUGGCUGGUGUUCAUCAGACAUCCAGGCUCCUAGGUAGAGACAUCCAGGACACCUAGCUGUCUACCGAGGACAAUCCAGGUUCCUAGGUGAUGACUUUAGCGAAAUGUUAAACAGAUUUUUUAGCUUACUAUAAAUAAAAGUGUUUCUUGCUUCAUGAGGGAAAAAAUGCCCCACCUUAAUAAAAUUGAAAAUAAUGUUUAAUUUGCUCCAAUAAUUUAAACUAAUGUUAUCUAUUGAGACUUGUGAAGGAGGCUGUCGGUUUCCAGGGGAAGCUUGUGUGGGACUCCAGCAAAGCAGACGGCAUAACCAGGAAGGCAAGAAGAUCAUGGAUAGCUGGGUUGCCGUAAUGUGUCAAAUACUGCAUAACUGCUAGAUAGCUGCGUAACCGUUGAUAUUGAACACUCCUGCAUACAGAGUCUUACGAUCAAAACUGACGGAUCAUGAAUGGAUGUUCUUGGCCUAUAAACAAUUGCUUCCUGAUUGAGCAAGCUCAGUUUGAUUUUUUUAAAAAUACAUUGUGUUGAGGAGAAAAAAAAAAUCAGUGCUUCAUUUUAUACUCUACCGGUCACCAUUGAAGAGCCUUUGAUCAAAGGGCACUAAAUUGGCUGGGCAAGCUCUGGUUUGCAUUUCUUCUGGGUUUUUGUUUACGUCAUUUAAUAUUGCCUAAAAAUUAAUUUUGCCGUCUUUUGAGUUUCGUUCGGCUGGUGUUCGUCGGACCUGUAGGCUGCAGGUUCUGGCUGUUUCCAGUUUAUUUUCUUACUGGUGUACACUCCAUGUUCUGUUUUGACUGAAUGUUAGCAAAGAUUUUUCAGGUUCGAAUGUUGGAUGAAUGGCCACAUUGAUCACAUAGGCAGUAAGUAUUUUAUCUAACAAAAAAAAAAUUCAGAACGAUUCUGGAAAUUGUGCGGUACCAACACCAUCGUAUGCAAGGUUUGCUGAAGCUGGACACGCCACUGCAGAAUUCCAUUUGCUGCUCAUCAGAAUACACACAGCGGCUACCAACAGCAACAGACACAUGCACUGGUUACUACAAUAGUUGAUGCAUUCACGCACAUGGCUGCCAGUCUCAGAAAAGUUUUAUUCGAGAAAUCUAACCAUAUGAUCUCACAUCACAUUGCAUGGAACGAACCUACAGCUUUGUUACACUCUUCUUCUCCACCCAGCAAGUCAUUCGGGGAGCUGCUUUUUCCUCGGUAAAAAGAGCUACAUACAGUGUGGCCCUCAAAACUGAAAGGAUACUUGAAGGAAAUCUUUGCUUUUUGAUCGGUUCACUCUUUCUCUACUACUAAGCUUUUGAUCGAUCAAUCUUAUCUUAUGCCACAAGAUCCACAAAGGAGUGAUGAUGUGCAGCGCCAGAAAACUUUUUGCAAAUUGCAAUACUUAACGCAGUGCAGAGGAAUCAAAUGCCUACACGAUCAAAUUAUCCCCUCUUAAUAACUUGCUGUAAAAAACUGGUUCUACUCGCUUUGCUAAUUAACCCAACGACUGUAGCCAAAUGCUUAACAAACUUGUGUGAUGAAGAACACAAGACCAGCAAAGUGUCGGAUUAGCGGGUUUGUCGGUGACGCUGCACGGAAGCAAUGUAGUAAACAAUUAGUAAGAUGAUCUGAAAGAGGUGAUGAUGAGCCACUGAAAGCUGGGCAAAACAAGGAUAUAGGGCCUUUGAGGCCAUUGCAGGAAAGGAUCCUGUUCUUUUCUUGCUCCAUCUUUCUUCCAUCCACAAACGUCGAUGCCUCCACCGCAACCGCAGCCACCAUGAUGAGGAUUGCAAAAGAGACCACACCGUGUCGUCUUGGCUUGCUUGCUCGUUGUGCCGCUGCAUGUGGGGCUACUCGUCUCUUUCCCAGCUUCAGAAUCACAUUCCUGAUGGGCACACACGCACACGUGCUGGCUGUGGCUCUGAGAGAGGGAGAGUGCGAGUGGACCAUGCAUAUGAAAGCGCUGCGAAACUUAACCGGGAUGCAGCUUGCGACCUCUACCAUAGCUUGAUUCUCUUAGACCGGUCUCGAAUGCUUCUGCAAGAAAUCCUAUCGAAUAUUUAUCAUUGCCAUGUAUGUCUGCAAGAAAACCUGUCUUUUUUAUCUGAAUAAUUCAGUAUUAGCUCUGCAUAUGUCAGUGUUAAUGAAGUAAGCUCUGUGGAGUCUAGACCAACACAAAACAAAGAAAACAUUCCAUGUAUUUAUAGACCCUCCCAGUUCAGAGACUUGUGUAGGUAGACUUGCUGUACUCUGCGCCACACACGGCUGCUAGCUAGUGUACACAGAGUCACAGACAGACCAGUAGGCCAAGUGAUCGAGUGAACAUUUGUGUCGGCUACGUAGGCGCAGCAAUGGCGGUGAGCACCAGGAGGCGGCACAGCAGCAGCAGGAUGGUGGCCGUGCCGGCGCCGGUGGUUCUUGGAGUGGCCAUGGUCGUCGUCGUCCUGGCCAGCAGCGCGACCGGCGCGAGCGGGCAGCUGAGGAUGGGGUUCUACGCCGAGAGCUGCCCCGGCGUGGAGCGAAUGGUGGGCGACUUCGUCCGGCAGCACGUCCGCCGCGUGCCCACCGUCGCCGCCGCGCUGCUCCGGCUGCACUUCCACGACUGCUUCGUCAGGGGCUGCGACGCCUCCGUCCUGCUCAACUCCACCGCCGGCAGCGUGGCCGAGAAGGACGCGCCGCCGAACCUGACGCUGCGCGGCUUCGACUUCGUCGACCGCGUCAAGACGCUCGUCGAGGAGGCCUGCCCAGGCGUCGUCUCCUGCGCCGACGUCCUCGCGCUCGCCGCCCGGGACGCGGUCGUCGCCAUUGGUGGGCCGUCGUGGCGCGUGCCGACGGGGAGGAGGGACGGCACGGUGUCGACCAUGCAGGAGGCGCUCAACGACAUCCCCAAGCACACCAUGACCUUCCAGCAGCUGGCCAACCUGUUCGCCAGCAAAGGCCUCGGCGUCCGUGACCUCGUCUGGCUCUCAGGCGCGCACACGAUCGGCAUCGCGCACUGCUCCUCCUUCGCCGACCGCCUCUACGGCUACCCCGGCGCCGGCGCCGGCAACGACACGACGGACCCGUCCCUGGACGCGACCUACGCCGCCAACCUCCGCCGGCGCAAGUGCCGGGCGGCGAGCGGCGGGUACGCCGAGGACGCCGUGGUGGAGAUGGACCCGGGCAGCCACCUGACGUUCGACCUGGGCUACUACCGCGCGCUGCUCAAGCACAGGGGCCUGCUCCGCUCCGACGCCGCGCUGCUCACCGACGCGGCGGCGCGCGCCGACGUCGAGAGCGUCGUGGGCGGCGCCGAGGAGGUCUACUUCCAGGUGUUCGCGCGGUCCAUGGCCAGGCUCGCGACGGUGCAGGUCAAGACCGGAGCUGAGGGGGAGAUCAGGAGGAACUGCGCCGUCGUGAACGGCGGCUAGCUGUGAUUUUGCUCUUACAUUUGGGUGGGUGAUUUAUACUUGGUACAAUUAUUAUGUUAAAAAAUUUUGUUACCCUUGCUCGUUGUUAGAGUAUUAUCAUUACUUGUGAUGUUGAUGGUUUUGUAUGGCAACGUACUAGAAAGUUGGAGGCACUUCAACAAGAUUUUCUAACAUGUUUAAUAGACACAAUAAGCUAUGUCAUGAUUUACACCUUGUUUAGAUUCAAAAAAAAUUUAGAUUUUGAUAUUAUAA
Messenger RNA from Sorghum bicolor (sorghum), 4246 nucleotides. RefSeq names its product peroxidase 39. The coding region runs from base 2936 to 3994 and encodes 352 amino acids. Gene Ontology annotation, biological process: hydrogen peroxide catabolic process; response to oxidative stress. The record is from RefSeq and is a predicted model, not a curated record. Gene Ontology annotation, molecular function: peroxidase activity; heme binding. Lineage: Eukaryota; Viridiplantae; Streptophyta; Magnoliopsida; Poales; Poaceae. The transcript is spliced from 4 exons. Gene Ontology annotation, cellular component: plant-type cell wall; plasmodesma.